AAACAGGGUCAUUUUCAUUUUUCAUUUUUUAAAAUAAACAUGAAUUGCUACUUCCGGCUAAUUUGUUUGCUGAUAUUUUCAUUUUGCGAAACUUUAUGCGAGUUCUCUGAAACUGGUAAAAACUACAUUUUAUCUCGCCACAACUACCUCCGAUCUCAAAUUGCUCUAGGAAAAUAUGUGGCAGGAAAUUCUACAAAACCCUCUGCUUCCAACAUGAUGAAGCUAAUCUGGGACACGACUUUAGAAACAACAGCUCAAGAUUAUUCAACUGGAUGUCCUACAGGACACUCUGCAAGUCGAGCGAAUAUUGGAGAGAAUAUGUAUUGGUGGACAUCUCCAGUUGUCACUCAAACCGAUGCAGAACUUCUUGGAAAUCGGUCGGCGAACUUGUGGGAAAGUGAAUUUCAAAGGUUCGGAUGGAACGGAAAUCUACUGACAGAGGAGCUGUUUAACAGUGGAAUUGGACACGCUACACAGAUGGCAUGGGCUACUACUAACAAAAUAGGUUGUGGAAUUUCAAAAUGUUCAAGCGAUUCCUUUGGUACACAGUAUGUUGUUGUGUGCCUCUACUCUCCUGCUGGGAACUACAUUGGAAUGGAUAUCUAUAAAUCAGGAGAAACCUGCUCUAACUGUCCAGAUGGAACGAAUUGUGAAUCUAGUACCGGGUUAUGUGUUUGAACAAUAAAUAUUUAUUUUAUUUAA
Messenger RNA from Caenorhabditis elegans, 702 nucleotides. RefSeq names its product SCP domain-containing protein (gene scl-10). The transcript is spliced from 4 exons. Bases 40 to 678 code for a protein of 212 amino acids. The record is from RefSeq and is marked reviewed. NCBI's taxonomy places the organism in Eukaryota, Metazoa, Nematoda, Chromadorea, Rhabditida, Rhabditidae.